Solea solea (common sole) is the source of this 1699-nucleotide messenger RNA. RefSeq names its product macrophage mannose receptor 1-like. The transcript has a single exon. NCBI's taxonomy places the organism in Eukaryota, Metazoa, Chordata, Actinopteri, Pleuronectiformes, Soleidae. The record is from RefSeq and is a predicted model, not a curated record. Bases 764 to 1582 code for a protein of 272 amino acids.
GACGUAACACAAUCACCAAGGCUUGCAUGUUGUCAUCAAGCCGCUAAAAGCCACUGACUAUCGUUAGCAAAGACGAGCCUAGAGAUUGCCAGAGCUUGAGGAGACACCAAUCUCCUUCAGGUCUUCUGUUUGGGAACACUACAACAGCAGUGGAGAAAGGCAAGUGACGUCAGUGUUCAGCUUUCACAUUCACCUUUAAGUUUUGUUCAUAGUUUCGGUGCAGCAAUGUUGAGGAUUAUUUUUGCAAUGUCUUACCAAUACCAAUAUUCCCAUUACCAAUCCAGGCCUGAGUAACGCGGCGGCGUCUGCUCUGUCGUCUUGCUCUAACCACGGCUGGCACCAUCUUGACAUGUUUGGGAUCAGAGGUCCACAAGCAUCCCCUAAAAACCAGGCUCCUAUUGGAUGACCCCAGCUUUCGAUCACACUGCUGUCCACUCAUAUUUGUCAUUCAUCAUCUACUGUAUUUUCCUCUAAAUAGGACCGUCAUUUACAGAAUCGCAUCAUGGUAUUCUGGAAAAAUAGCUAAAAAAAAAGAGACCAUUAUCAGGAACAUUAUUUUUAUUAUUUUUUACAUACAUUUUUUUAUGUAUAUUCCAUGUGCUCUCAAACAAAACUCCUCCUUCUGAAGCCUUGAGAUUUGCAAUUUGCAACUACAGGUUCAUCGGUGUCACCUGUUUUCAACUACAUUGUCUUAGUGUCAUUUGUUUUUGACUUGAAUGACAAGUCUACCACAAAGAUGUUUUUGUUUGUGUGCAAAUAAUCGAUGCAAAGUCCUGUCCUCAUAAACCCUGAACCUUUAGUGACACCCAUCCAGACCAGAGAACAAUCCUGCUACAUGCUAUGCUACAGAGCAAUGAACAUGACAAGAAUCAACUUCUUCAUUUUUCUUUGUACAGCUGUGGAGGCAGACAUAGGAAAACACGUUUUUAUUCCAGAGAAGAAAGAUUGGGAAACAGCUCGAUCUUACUGUAGACAGCAUUACACUGAUCUUUCCAUGGUUUAUAGCCAGAGUGACCAAGACAAGCUUUCAGAAGCUGCAGGUGGAAACUAUCGUAAGGGAUGGAUCGGUCUCUACCGAGACGCAAACGACACAUGGCAUUGGUCAAUAGGGGGAGAGGUCCCAUACGAAAAUUGGAAUAGCUCUCAACCAAAUAAUGAUUUGAAUAUACAGGACACUGUAUUCAUCCACUCAUCUGGAAAGUGGAAUGAUUUUCAAAGGAGUGAAAAACUGGAUUUUUACUGCUUCAGCAUAACUGUGGUGGAAAUGAGAAGUACCUGGGAGGAGGCUCUAGAGCACUGCAGGGAGACAUAUACUGAUCUUCCCAGCCUGCUCUCUGAGACAGACCGUCACCUGGGCCAGAGAGAAAUCAACAAAGCCCAGAUCACUGACCCAGUGUGGAUUGGCCUGCGUUUUCUGAGUGAUCGCUGGAUGUGGACGAACAAUGACUCUCUGGUGUAUGAAGACUGGCCCGAAGGAGACGACCACCGGUGUCCAGAGCGAAAACGCUGUGGUGCUCUAACCACAGAUAAAAUGUGGGUGAACUUGGACUGUCAGGAUAAAUUACCCUUCAUCUGCAUCUGAGAAAUUCACCAUAUUUGCUUGUAAAUGGCUUUAAAUCAAUUGUUUCACUGUCGUUUAUUCCAGGAACGAAACGUUAAAAUACAGAAUAUGUAGGCAUCAGGUGUAUUUAAAGUAAAA